Penicillium vulpinum is the source of this 393-nucleotide messenger RNA. RefSeq lists its product as uncharacterized. Bases 1 to 393 code for a protein of 130 amino acids. The transcript is spliced from 2 exons. NCBI's taxonomy places the organism in Eukaryota, Fungi, Ascomycota, Eurotiomycetes, Eurotiales, Aspergillaceae. The record is from RefSeq and is a predicted model, not a curated record.
AUGCACCACAGAAUCAAAUCGUUCUUCGUUGGUGGCUACACUGCGCGGGAAGAGCGGCCAGCAGGUCCCUGGUUCUUCUGGUACCACUACCACUGCGUGUGUACAUUAUUUGAUGGCCCUCUCGGUGGAGUCUUGCAUGACUCCACCGAGAGGCCCACCGCGCAAAUUUUUGGCCUGGCGCUGUCGUUGAAUCAUGUCUUGAGUGCAGUACUGGAUGGGUUCGACACACCGUCGCAAAUCACGCCGCACCAUCGCAGCCCGGAAGAUCCCUUGUUCAUCCGGAUCGAACUCAAGGCAUCCAAAUUGGAAACUGGGGGCUCUAAACCGCUGAAGAUGGUCGAUUCGGGACUUGACCCAUCACUCGGCAUUUCACCCGUGCUAGCCGGCUUUUGA